This is a messenger RNA of Schistosoma haematobium, 3436 nucleotides long. RefSeq lists its product as uncharacterized. Lineage: Eukaryota; Metazoa; Platyhelminthes; Trematoda; Strigeidida; Schistosomatidae. Gene Ontology annotation, cellular component: endoplasmic reticulum membrane; Golgi membrane. Gene Ontology annotation, biological process: UDP-galactose transmembrane transport. Bases 34 to 1044 code for a protein of 336 amino acids. The transcript has 7 exons. Gene Ontology annotation, molecular function: UDP-glucose transmembrane transporter activity; UDP-galactose transmembrane transporter activity. The record is from RefSeq and is a predicted model, not a curated record.
UGAUCUGUCAUUUGCGAUUAUUCGAAAGUUGCGAUGCAUCUGUUGGGUGUAUAUUCUCUCUUUUUUCGCUCCGGAGGUGUGUUCUUGUCUUACCUUGUGUAUGGUAUUUAUCAAGAAAAAAUUACGAAAACCAAGUAUGGUCCUGGAAUGGAGUUAUUUGAUUUUUAUUUCUCUCUGUUGCUUUUCCAGUGCAUAAUAAACUUUAUAUUUUCACGAAUAGCUCUCUGGUUUUGGCCAGAGUUAUCAGUUCCUUCCUUGCAGCUUAAGUUUGGCAUUUGUGGCUUUAGUUAUAUUACCGCAAUGUACACAAGUAACACAAGUCUUAAGUAUGUCACUUAUCCUACCCAGGUGAUAGGAAAAUCCAUCAAACCAAUUCCUGUAAUGCUUCUGAGUGUAUUGCUAGCCAAGCGGCGUUAUCCUUUGCAGAAAUACAUUUUUGUGACAAUGAUUUCGUUCGGUGUAGCAUUCUUCAUGCUCAGGGGGCAUUCAGCAGGAAAUUCCGCGGGCGAAUUUGGCCUUGGAGAGUGUCUCUUGAUAUCUUCGUUACUUCUCGAUGGUGUUACUGGCGGAGUCCAAGAAGACCUUAGAAAACACAAUGUCGGUUCCUACACUCUAAUGAUGCAUAUGAACUUUUGGUCUAUCAUCUAUUUAGUUCCAGUGACUGUGUUCUCCGGAGAAGUUUCGCCGUUUAUGGAAUUUAUCAAACGCCAUCCACAUAUUCUUUAUGAUAUGAGUAUUUUUGGCUUAACAAGUGCUGUUGGCCAGAUAUUCCUAUUUGGUUUGAUCACAAACUUCAGCCCAUUAACUUGUUCAAUUGUGACUACAACAAGAAAAUUUUUCACAGUUCUCUUCUCAAUUAUUGUCUUUGGUCAUAGUAUGACAACAUGCCAGUGGAUAGGGACGGUAUUAAUAUUUUCUGGCUUAUUACUUGAUCAGAUCUAUGGUAAAACACGUCCUAAACAGUCGUCCAACAACACAAAUAAUAUCAAUGGGACAGUGAAUUCAGUUGAGAGUCACAGAGAAUUAAGAAAGAAAAAUGAAUAAUAUGUUGCUUAUACAAAAAUAUCAAAAUGUAACAAAUAUAUGAUUUUUCUUUUUAUAUUGAAUCCAAUUUAAUUGUUAUGUCUUCUUGUUGUAUAUUUUUUACUUUUGAAAUCCUAACUGAAUCUACGAAUCUACAUUUGGUCACUAUUAGGAAUGGGUUCAAUUAGUGACCAAUAUGAUAUUUAAAAUUAAUGAUCACCAGGGAGGACUAAGGAGAGACAGUAUUUGUUUUGAAGCCUUUUCAUGAGAUUAAAUCAUAUACUUAAGCAUAUUUUGACACAGGUAGGUUACACAUUUUCAUCAUUCAUCACUAAAAAGAGUCAAUAGAUAUAUGUUGCUUCUUUUGGAGCAUAUAAAUGAACUUCACUCACGUUCUAAUGCGACUAGGUGCUUGUCUACCCUAGCCUGACAAUGGGACUGCAAAAAAUAUCUUUGGAGAGCUGGGUAGGCACUUAGUCGACCAUGAAGAGAACGUUCAUUCCUAUGUAGCCUGGGAUAAUCUGCAGCCUGCUGCAAAACUGGCAGUGAGCUCUGCUAGCAAUGUUUAACAAUGAACAGUGGUUUUUAAAAGUCUCUAGCAAAUUGAUUGGUACGUGGAAAUUCAUUACUAGAAGGUUCGAACGCAAUAAAAAACGAAAGAGACGUAAAUGCAAAUUAAUAAAAUGUUUAAGCAUAGGUCGUGCGCAGUGGAAGACAAAAAAGUAAAGGAAAUGGAAUAUGAAAUGACGAUGCAUAACACAAGUCAACUGUUGAGAUUGUUCGGUCAAAAAGUCAGCUACUAGUGAAAAUCCCUGAAGAAACAAAAUUAUGGUCCAAUCUUGGAUCACAUGACUAAAGCGAUUUAAGGGAUAUUUUAUGGAACUGUCAAAAUGGUCUAAUUGUUCAUUACCCAUCUAAAGUCUAAAUGAAAGACGUACAUUGGGUUUCUAAGCCCAUACAAGGUUGAAGAGGCCAUAGCUAACCUGAGAUGAGCAGAUACAAGCCAGGUCCUUAUGGUUUAGCCCUGGAAAUAUUUAGGGUCCUUAUACAGUCUUAGUGGUGUGACUGGUAAAAUAGCUAGUUUGGUAUAUAGAAAUAAUUCUAUCAGAUUAGUCUCGAUCCGUGAUUGACAAACUUGCUCUUUUAUCUACAUAGAUGUUUCGAACAGCGGAAACCUAAGUGGGACAAUUUCAUUGUCUGUGUACUGAUCCAAAAAAUUAUAGAUGAGCACUUAAUCUAUGUUUUGCUAUUUCUUCCCACCAUUUUACGUUUUUUUUGUAAAGUAUAGAUGUUUUAUGAAUAAUUCUUUAUGCCAUUUAGUUAUGUCUACUAGCUAUUUUGGAUCAGUAGUAUAAAACAUGAUUUAAUAACUAGCUUUGGCGUGUGCUACUGAUGUCUGCAGUUAUAAAUAGUAUGUAUCAUCAAUCGAAAAUUAAAUGCCUGGCAUCAGAAGGUUGAGAAGAUCGAAGAAAAGUGAAUGAGAACAGAGAAUGGUUAGUGUGGAAGCGAAAGAACAACGAAGUCUGUGACAAUUGAUGAACAUUUUGCAAAUGAAGUAUUUACUAUAUAGUUCUCAGAUUUUACUGAGACGUUCUGUAAUUUUGCAUUCACAUACAUUCGAUUGUCCCCACUUGUGUUCUUGUUCACUACAUAGCCACAAUAAAAUUAGAAGAAUUAGAACUUUCAGACUACUGUAAAAUGGAAGAAUACCAAGUACGCUAUGCUUCUCUUUAUCAAACGUUGAAGGGUAUUUACCGACCGUUUAUAUUUACCGAAUUAUCUCUGUUUAAAAAAUGAAGAAUAACAGAGGUUAUGGUGUUUAGCUCUCAUUAUUGCAAAAGGAAAUUUAUUCUUAAAAAACAUUACCUCAUUAAAACGUAGAGUAUUGGAAUAGGUAUAUUUAUGCAAAUUCAUACAUGUUUAAGAACGAAAGGGGUGGAGGUAAGCGGUUAAAUUCUUGCCAUGCUUUUUCUUUAGUUUCUCCUAAUUUAUCAUCCUAAUAUCUCAGUAAGUUUAUCUCAUACUAGCCGUACUGACAAUACUUUAUUUACAUCAUUCUGUACUUUAUGCAAGCUACUAAGUAGUGAUAGUUGGGAAUUAUCUAAUCUGUUUAUCGUUGUUUUUGAAAUGAAGAUAAAGCAUCACUAGUGAUUUUCUCGACAACAGCCAUAACUGGCCGAAGUCAUUUUGGAAAUUGAGUCUUGCGCAAAAUUCGGAAAAAGAAUCAGGCAUUUGUAUACAAAAUAGUAUUAUUACUAAAAGCAAUAUAUUAUCCACUGAUCUCAAUUCCAGAGGUGUCUGGGAAAUAAAAUCAAAAUCAGAGGAGAGGUAUUUCUCUCAAAAUUUUUGUUAGAAUAAUUUACAAAAAUUAUACGGCAAACUAAAUGCCUGGUAGUAACCAUAUCAAUAUCAG